This is a messenger RNA of Passer domesticus (house sparrow), 5437 nucleotides long. It is a transcript of the gene MID1, whose product is annotated as midline 1. Gene Ontology annotation, cellular component: cytoplasm. The transcript is spliced from 10 exons. Gene Ontology annotation, molecular function: protein binding; zinc ion binding. The record is from RefSeq and is a predicted model, not a curated record. Bases 466 to 2469 code for a protein of 667 amino acids. Lineage: Eukaryota; Metazoa; Chordata; Aves; Passeriformes; Passeridae. Gene Ontology annotation, biological process: regulation of microtubule cytoskeleton organization.
AAAUGAGAGGCUGGGAGGGGGAUGACUGGAGAUGGGCACUUUUCCGUGCCGUGUCCCGUCGGGCACGGUGGCUGGCAGGCUGGUGGCUGCCCUCCCCGGGGAUGCUGAGCGGCGGCGGGGCUGGGGCUGAGCGCUGGCAGCAUCUCCGCUUCCCCCACCCCCCGGAGGAUCGCUCCUGCUGAAGUCAUUUGGUGCGAGCUGCUUUUUCCUGUGCGAGGAUUAGGGAGUAGGAGAAUGGCUUUGUGAGGAAGCUCGGAGAGUGGGAGCUGAAGAGAGGCUGAACAGAGGGGCCGAAAGACUUUAGCCUUUCAUAGUUCUUUCAGUCAGUUCAUUCUCAGAGACCAAUUGCAUGCGAUACGGCAGCUGGGGGUUUUGUUUGCCUUUCAGCUGUGUACUGUAGGAGAAGCUGAUAGCUGAUCAGCUUCCCUGGAUUUCGCUGACGCCACAGGAAAGCUUUGCCUGAAGAUGGAAACACUGGAGUCAGAACUGACCUGCCCUAUCUGUCUGGAGCUGUUUGAAGACCCGCUGCUGCUGCCUUGCGCUCACAGCCUCUGCUUCAACUGCGCGCACCGCAUCCUGGUCUCCCACUGCGCCACCAACGAGCCAGUGGAGUCUAUCACCGCCUUCCAGUGCCCGACCUGCCGCUAUGUCAUCACCCUCAGCCAGCGCGGUCUAGACGGGCUCAAGCGCAACGUCACCCUGCAGAACAUCAUCGACAGGUUUCAGAAAGCCUCGGUCAGCGGGCCCAACUCCCCCAGCGAGACCCGCCGGGAGCGGGCGUUCGAUAACAACAGUAUGUCGUCCUGCGAGAAGGUCCUCUGCCAGUUCUGCGACCAGGACCCUGCCCAGGAGGCGGUGAAAACCUGCGUUACCUGUGAGGUGUCCUACUGCGAGGAGUGCCUGAAAGCCACUCACCCCAAUAAGAAGCCAUUCACCGGCCACCGUCUCAUCGAGCCAAUCCCGGACUCUCACAUCAGGGGAUUAAUGUGCUUGGAGCAUGAGGACGAGAAAGUUAACAUGUACUGUGUGACUGAUGACCAGUUAAUUUGUGCCUUGUGUAAACUGGUCGGGCGACACCGUGACCAUCAGGUGGCAGCUUUAAGUGACCGCUAUGACAAGCUAAAGCAAAAUUUGGAGAGUAACCUCACCAACCUUAUUAAGAGGAACACUGAACUGGAAACUCUUCUGGCAAAACUCAUUCAGACCUGUCAACAUGUAGAAGUAAAUGCAUCCCGCCAAGAAACCAAGCUGAUGGAAGAAUGUGACCAACUCAUUGAAAUAAUCCAGCAAAGACGGCAAAUAAUUGGAACCAAAAUCAAAGAAGGAAAGGUGGUGAGGCUGAGAAAACUGGCUCAGCAGAUUGCGAACUGCAAACAGUGCAUUGAGCGCUCGACAUCCCUCAUCUCUCAGGCUGAGCAGUCACUGAAGGAGAACGACCACGCUCGCUUCCUGCAAACAGCCAAAAAUAUCACUGAAAGGGUUUCCAUGGCAACUGCAUCCUCCCAGGUCCUAAUUCCUGAAAUUAAUCUCAACGAUACUUUUGAUACUUUCGCACUUGAUUUUACCAGGGAGAAAAAAUUGUUGGAAUGCCUUGAUUACCUUACAGCUCCCAACCCACCCACCAUUCGAGAAGAGCUCUGCACAGCCUCCUAUGACACCAUUACUGUGCACUGGACUUCAGAUGAUGAGUUCAGUGUGGUUUCUUAUGAGCUGCAGUACACCAUCUUCACUGGACAAGCCAACGUUGUUAGUUUAUGCAACUCAGCCGACAGCUGGAUGAUUGUUCCUAAUAUCAAACAAAACCACUACACAGUGCACGGGUUACAGAGUGGCACGAAGUACAUCUUCAUUGUCAAGGCCAUUAAUCAGGCUGGCAGCCGCAGCAGCGAGCCUGGCAAGCUCAAGACAAACAGUCAGCCAUUUAAACUGGACCCCAAAUCUGCUCAUAGAAAAUUGAAAGUGUCUCAUGAUAACUUGACGGUGGAACGGGAUGAAACAUCAUCCAAAAAGAGUCACACACCAGAGCGAUUCACGAGCCAAGGGAGCUAUGGAGUAGCUGGCAACGUGUUCAUCGACAGCGGGCGGCACUACUGGGAAGUGGUUAUUAGCGGGAGCACAUGGUAUGCUAUUGGUAUUUCCUACAAGUCAGCACCGAAGCACGAGUGGAUUGGAAAGAAUUCUGCCUCCUGGGUGCUUUGCCGCUGCAACAACACGUGGGUGGUGCGGCACAACAGCAAAGAAAUCCCCAUUGAGCCCGCGCCUCACCUCCGGCGGGUCGGCAUUUUGCUGGACUACGACAACGGUUCCCUUGCCUUUUAUGAUGCUUUGAACUCCCUACACCUUUACACUUUUGACAUUACAUUUGGCCAGCCAGUGUGCCCCACGUUCACGGUGUGGAAUAAAUGUUUGACCAUUAUAACUGGCUUGCCUAUCCCCGACCACCUAGACUCCUCCGAGCAGCUGGCGUGACUGCUAAAAGCCAAAAGGUAGGACAGCACAUCUUCCCAGGGCGGCCAGGUGGGGCCACCAGGAGCUCACCCAGAGCUGGAGGAUCCAUGUGGCAUCCCAGACAAUGCUGCCAAAUUUGGGCACAACUGACAAGGAGAGAAAACCUCUUCCUGUGUAUUUUGUACUGAAGGACAAGAAGUGGCUUCAAUAAUACCUUAGAACUUUUUUUUUUUUCAGUUGGUUUUGUUUGGUUGGUUUUGUAUUUCAUCUCUUACAGGAAGAUUUAUAAAUUAUUUAUAAAAAUGGAAAAAAAAAAGAGAAAAGUGAAAGCCUAGUAUGGACAUCGGGGAAAUGACUUCUUGUUUUUUUGUGGGGGGUUUUUUGCACAUUGGUGGUCCUGUUAAUUAAAGUUUCAUCAGCCUUUUGAAUAAUUUUAUUUUACAGUGGAUAAUAGAAGAAAAUUGGAAAGAUAAAAACUGCGGAGUGGACAAGUCAGUAUACUGCAGGUUUUACUUGUACCAACAUAAGUGGUCUCAUUACCAGUCUUGUUGAGUGUGAGAACUCUCAAUUUCUACUUUGCACAUGGGAAUGUGCAGACCAAAAGAACAAAAAUAAGCAAGCGAGGAAGUGGAGCUCGCCAACACAGCAAAAGAAUAAAGUUUAAUUUACUUCUGUUCACAGGGCAAUGCUCUCUCUGUUCAUAAAAAACAUGUGGAGUAUCUCCUAGAAAUGUGAGUGGAUAAAUCAUCUGGUGAUUUAUUUUAUUGAUGGCAAUAUUCCCAUCCACCAGUGCUUCACUUUCUUCUUUGGGAAACAUUAUAGAAUCACUGAGGAUGUGGAAGACCAAUACAAUCUGUGAGAAUCAGCAGCACUGGAGGAGAACAGCCAAUGCAAGGUCUGACUGUAGACUAAUUUGAUAAAGCACGGCAUCAUUUAAAGAUUGAUUGUAAUAGAAGAUGUCACAAUUCUGAUGGCAGACAUGUGAAUGCUUAUUGCUGAUUUUACAAGGUUCAACAUAGCAAGCCCAGCCAACAACUCGGAAGUGAGACAUGCGCCACUUUACCAUUGGUUUUAAAUUAAAUACAAAUGUUUCAUUGUCAUACACUGUGUAGUGUCUAUAACAAAGCAAGGAAAUCUGUUUUGCAUGUGCUGUAUGGAGAAACACUGCAGCUGGAGUUUGCUCAUAGUUAUCAUUGUCCCAGGUUGUUUGGGAAAGCACAGUUCACUUUGUGAAUGAAAAGUAAAGGGUAAGCUUUUAGCAGCAGUAGAAAUCUGCAUAGGGAGACCCUAUGUUCAUCCUGGUGUUGGUAGAAGAGCUUCAGUGAAGGCAAUAGAGGUUCUAUGUACUUUAUCUCAGAGCUGAAUCAGGUGCAUUUUUUUUUCUCUUUCCCUUUACAGAUAAAAGCUUUUUGUAAUUAUUGCAAUGCUUAUGUAUAAAUGAUCAUUUUGGGAGAUGAUUCAGGCAUAUGACAACUUUAAAAGAAUGGUUUUAUUACAGUGUUUUGCUGUUACUAUGCAAGUGGUGAAUAUCUGCCUGUGUAGAGAAAAGAUAAAUUGAAUAUCAGCUUUAAAGAUUUGCUCAGUAAUUUAUAACCAUGCUUUAGGUGUCUUUUGACAAAGAUGCCUUAAUGCACUUUGUUCACUAUUGGGUCCAAAAUAAAACGGUCCCAAGCUCAGCUUCAGAUUUUUUAAAUACUGAUUCUCCAGGUACAAAGCUCUACUACAGUUUGCCUUAUGAUUAUAUAAAAAAAAUAUGAAAAAGAUGAGGAGAAUAUGCACGUCUGUUUGUUUGUUUGGGAUUUUUUUUCAUAGAAAAUAAAUUCCUUUCCAUGUAUCUGAUUUCUCUUUACAUGCCCUGCUAACUGCUGAAUUAAAUGGAGAAAAAUAUGGCAGUACAUUGCUGAUACCAUGGCUUUCAGCUGGGCAACAUCCCAUAGUUCACAGGUAGGAGCCACUGAUCUUUCCCAAGUAGACAUAAAAAGGCAAAGUGUGUAUAUACAGUGAACCUCACUGUUUAUCAUAGUGUCAUUAAUAAUCAAGAAGUGUAUAACCUCAAAAAUUAAAAAGUAAAUCAGUCCCCAAGCAUCACAUUUUAAAACUGAGUACAAUGCUACUGGUACAGUCUGAUAUACAAUGCCCAGAUGAUCUGACCUGGAAUGUUUGGGAGCUAGCUGAGGUCGUAUGAAAAUUUUUUAAAUUAAUUGACAGAAGAUGUCUGAUGCAAAGCAGUGUUAAAAGGAUGCAUGAAGAAAGGACUUUUAUUCUACGGUUAUUGCCAAGUUUCUGCCUAAAAGGAAAGAGUGAAUUACCAAAGUACAUGUAGCAAGGCUGUGUAUCUUCUCUUUUGCAAGAAAUAUUAGAUCUAGAAGCUGAUUUCAGUAGUGGAUAAACUGAAAAUACUGCUCAGUGUUUGGUUAUACAAUGUUGGCAGAGACUGAGCUGGAUGGAAAUAAUACCAUGAAUUUGGAGAGGUCCCAAAUGAUUUCACAAAUUUUCAUUGUAAAGAUAGAGCAUGAGUCUAAAGACAGAUUGUGGUUUUGGCCAGUGGAAAAAGGAUGGUCUUUUAUCUACAGACCUUGCUGUAUCAUCUUUAUUUUAACACAGAAUACUUCAUUUGGAGCUAAGCCACAUUUCUCCAAUGUCCUAUUAACUCAGUCAGUACUCUUUGUUCAUAUAUGUUUGUGUAUAUAUGUACACAUAUGUAUGGGUAUACACACACCAGCAUAUGCACAAAUAUAGUGUGUAAUUUGUGUAUACACACACAUAUACGUUUGUAAUAUGUAUAUACACAUACAAAGUGACAGCAGUUAGUCAGGUGUUCCUUUUUUCCUUGUUUCUUGGAAAAUUUCGUAUUCUGUAUGACAAUGAGGAAACAAGUUUGCUAUGAAUAGUAUUCUUCUGGACGUUUUUUAACAAACAAAAUCUGUUUAUUUUACAAUACGUGAUUCAAUGCCUGAUUAAUCAAUAAAAACUUCCAUUUGAAAAUGUA